Molecule: messenger RNA, 3974 nt
Organism: Chlamydomonas reinhardtii
Lineage: Eukaryota; Viridiplantae; Chlorophyta; Chlorophyceae; Chlamydomonadales; Chlamydomonadaceae
Exons: 7
Coding region: 166-2907 (913 amino acids)
Source: RefSeq, a predicted model, not a curated record
GUAUACAUUCGAGCUUCCUGCUGUAGUGUCCACUGUGCACGCCACACAUGGGUAUUCAAGACACGUGUAUUUCUUGCGGCUGACACCAGGCCUUAGUAACAUUGCAGACGCAAGAUGUCACCCGAGACUUGAACAGAGGAAGCGGAGACUCAGGGCGAAGUCGACAUGGGCUCUUCUCGAAGAGCAACGAGUCUUGAGGAUGAUUUUGGCCUGGAAACAGUUUUAAGACUGAUUUCCGCUAAAGGUCGCUUGGGCACAUUGGUGGCAAAAGAGGAGCGACCAGCGACAGCCAAGCCAGCUGUGUCAUACACGUCGGACGCCACGCGAGCGAGCCUGCACACUCGCCCUGCAACCGCCCAGGACCGCCGCCGUGACUCACCCCUUCCUUCGCACAUCUUCAAUGGCGACUCGCCUCCCGCACUUUUGAAAGGAGCAUGGGCACAGUCGGCUACUGCCAAACACUCGUUGCCGGCACCUACGCCCUGUGCAUCACCAGCUCCGGCGCCACCAGCAGCAGCCAGCAGCAGCAGCGAAUGGUGCACGCCACGCGCAGAGGCACCUGCCAGCCCCGUGCUGGCCAGCCAGCCUCCCCCCAGCCUCCACCUUAACCCUGGCACCACUCCGGCAGCUCUCGGGGCCUCUCCGCCACGCCGGCACUCGCCAGUCGGUCGUGUCACACCCCGCAGCCGCAGUGCCAUUACCAGCUCGCACCACCAGGCGCCACCUGCUGCCGGCAGCAGCCCUCCGCCCGCCGCCGCCGCAGCAGCAGCAGCGGCAGCAGCGGCGGCGGACGCACCACAGACACUGCCAUCACCGCGCGCCACGUCGACCUCUCGCGCGUCGCUUACCACCGCCCUCGUGAGCCCGCGGUCGCCAAUGCGUGCGGCGUCGGCACGGUUUGCCUCGGCAGCAACCGUGCACGGCGCUGCCGGCGGCGGCGCACCGGGCUCGCCAGUUCUCAGCGCGGGGUGGGCGCCGGCGACCCCAGCCGCCAGUGGCACCGGGCCGCCCAGGACUGUGGAGGACCUUUCAGAGGAUAAUUGGCAGCUGCGCAGGCGGAUAGCGGAGCUGCAAAAGCAGCUGACGCUAACACAGACAGCGCAGCGGCGUGGGGAGGCGGAGGCUGCGAGGCUGCGGACGUCGCUCGCGCGGGCAGAUGAGGCGCUGGGCCAGCGGGAGGCCGGGUCGCUCAGCCCCAACAGCAUGCCCUGCCAGCUGUACCGCACGCCCGAGACCGCCAGCCUGGUGGCGGCCCUGCGGCAGCGGCUGGAGGACUGCGAGGCGGCGCGGGAGGAUCUUCGCCACGAGCUGGAGCGCCUCGCCAAGUCCACACGGGCGACGGUGGUGGCGGAGCUGCAGGCGGAGGCACUGGCGUGCAGUGAGGAGACGCGCCGACAGCUGGCGCGCGCGGAGCUGCUGGCGGGCCGGGCGGCUGCAGCGGCGGCAGAGGCAGCGGAGCUGCGGCGGCAGCUGGCGGAGCAGGCGGCGGCGCACGCGGGGGCGCAGGCGCGGCUGGAGGAGGAGCUCUGGCAGCUGCGUGACAAGCUGGGUGGUGAUGCCAGGGCACGAGGCUCUUUGGGGUGCCAACCGCUUGCUGUGAAGGACCAAACUGCGCAGCGCAGCCCCGCCCGCCCCGGCUACGGCAAUGGCCCACAGGCCACUGCAACAGGCAACACUGGGACAUCCCGGGGUGGUGGAAGCAACCCACUUGCCGCUGGCAAUACGGCAACCACAGUUGCCGAAGUGACUGCAUGUGCGGAGGUGCUGUUGUCACAUGCACACCUGAUUGACGCACGGGUGCCCUUGGGCCCCGCACACCGCGGUAACAUGGCUGUGUUGGAGGCUAGGGUGCGCAGCCGGGGGCCACAGGUGGCCGGCGUGCCCGCCGUGCUACGUGCUCUGCGCGCACACCAGGGCCGCCUGCACGCCGCACUGGCGUUCCUGCCUGGCGGCCCUAUCUUCACCAACGCCUCUCUGGCGGCACGCACGGUGCAGGCGGCAGCUAAUGCCCCCGACCUAGGGCAAGAGAGCGACGACGGAGGUGGUUGUGGCACACGAUGGAACCAGCAGCCCGCCAGCUUGUCAGGGUCAGGGGAGGCGCCGCGCCACCAGGAGCACGGGCAGGCUAGGCAGGCGAUCGCACAACCACGGACGCCACAGCCGCAGCCGCGCCCCGUCAGCCAAGGGGGAUAUGCGGUUGGCUGCAGCGGUGGACCGGGACCGCCGCGUGGUACGGACAUGUCUCCCACCAGGAGCUUGGCGGCCCAACGCUUGGCCCCCACCAAUGCACCGCCCGCCGCAUCGCCACCGGAACCUCAGCAGCGGCAGCAGCAGCAGCAGCAGCAGCAGCAACCACCAUUUGCAGUCCCGCCUCUGAAGCUGCCGGGGGCUGGUGGCAGCGCCGCCCUGCCGCCAUGGAUUCCGCCGCCUGUUCCCGAGGAGGACCCCCGGGAGGGCCCUGACGAGGUGGAGAGCUUGCAUUCGGUGCCGCCGGCCGCAGCUGGGCCAGCUGCAAACCGCGCCGAGUCGGACUCGAGCCCCCGGGCGGCGACUGCUGGCACGGCUGCUGGCACGGCGGGUGGCCAAGGUUCUGCUUCUCCAUCAGGUGCCAGCAACGGUCGCCAGCUCUCCGGCCGUGUAGAGAACUGCAGCAAGUACGACGUGAUGCGCAGCCGCCAGCAGCAGCACCAGCCGGCGCUAGCAGUGCCGUUCUCGGUGGCGCCAGACCACAUGCAAGGCUCCGUGGGCAGCAGCGGGCAUGCAGCACGAGAGGCAGCAGCAGCAGGACCGGUGCUUGGGACGGCGGGCGCGGAUGCGGUAUUGAUAGCAGCUGCUCCAGUAGACGACGAUAGCUGGGCGGAGUUGGGGGUGGAGGAGGUUGAUGAAGACCUGGACGGGGACUACUAGACACCGGCGUGGAGUGAGUGGUGUACGGUAUAAAUGUAUGAUGAUACAGUUCUGGCGCAGUUUUGAGACAAAGGUGGCCAUGCGCAUUUAAAGGUGGCCGACAUGCAUCAUCAGCAUGACACUGUUGACUUGACUGCCGUGCUCUUGUACCCUCCGUUAGCGUUCAAAUUGUCCGUUCAUCAGGGCUUGCAUCUUCGGGGAGCGGCAAGAAGCGGGCCCCAAUGCAGGCCCUCGGGUGAGAAAGGUUGGGCAUUUCCGGGGGUGCAUUCUCGCCGCGUGGGGCUGCACACGGUCCCCGAAUCUCGCCAAGUACCCCUUUCCGAGGGGGGUUUGGGGGGCCCCCAAACGCUAAACUUCAGGCACUUUUGGGCCCGUCUCGCCGGCGGUGGCGGCCUACCCCUGGAAGAUGCAAGCCCUGCCGUUCAUCAUUCAGUACUCAUUAUGGGGCGUCAAUGUGUCGGUGUAUCGGCCUGCUGGACUUCGUCUGGAAAGCUUUACGACCUCCUUAGCUACCGUAUGAUGUCUUGAAUUCUAGUGGCGUCUGUAGAUCCGUGUGUUCUGGCCUAACAAGCUCAGGGCUUGUAUCUUCGGGGAGGGCAUGUACCCACUCUCUCAGACAAGAAACGGGCCCCAAUGCAGGCCGUCGGGCGAGAAAGAUUGGGCAUUUCCGGGUGUGCAUUCUCGCCGCGUGGGGCUGCAUACGGUCCCCUAAUCUCGCCAAGUGCCCCUUUCGUAGGGCCUUGGAUGUCGUUGGCGAGAACGUGGUUAGGGCCCUUCUCGCCAGCGGCGGCGGCCUACUCCUUUAAGAUGCAAGCCCUGCUAUUAAGCUACGGGCCCAGCUUUGCAUCCCUGGCUCUGCGCCCUGGCCCAGGCGCUCACGACUCCUGGGCGCCCGGACUCAUCACUUUCUGUUCUAAAGGUGGUUAUAACUGGCGUGAGCGCUCUGCUUUGAACGUCAAUGGGGGGUUCGGUGGUACAUGGGUCAGUGCGCGUUCGGUGGUACAUGGGAGACAGGAGGGACGUUCUGCGGUGAUGGGUUGGAGGGUAUGGUGGGUGGGAAAGGUAUU